Larimichthys crocea (large yellow croaker) is the source of this 1441-nucleotide messenger RNA. It is a transcript of the gene pkia, whose product is annotated as cAMP-dependent protein kinase inhibitor alpha. The record is from RefSeq and is a predicted model, not a curated record. Gene Ontology annotation, biological process: negative regulation of protein kinase activity. The transcript is spliced from 3 exons. NCBI's taxonomy places the organism in Eukaryota, Metazoa, Chordata, Actinopteri, Sciaenidae. Gene Ontology annotation, molecular function: cAMP-dependent protein kinase inhibitor activity. The coding region runs from base 349 to 588 and encodes 79 amino acids.
CCUUUGCCGGCUGCCCAUUGGUCGCUAAGGAGGAAGAUGCGACGGCCAUGGAGAAUGGACAGGGGACUUUUCAAAGCAUCCCACUGAUGUGAUUCAUAAUGUCAGAUUAAUGUGCAUGCAUUGACUCUUCCCGGCAUGUAGUGUGAGGCUUGUGGACCUGUGCCUGCUGGACUCGGCUCGGUUUCGGUGUUUCUCGUGGUUUGUUUUUGCUCCUGUGGAUCGCUUCAUGUGAUGUCGGGCCCGUCGCGCUGCUCUGCAGGUGAAGUCACUCCCUAGAAAUGUAGCUCGGGGUUACAACACUGGUCCAGUUAUCACUGAAGGUAUUGCUGUGUGAACGAUGCAUGAGCGAUGUCUGAUGUUGAGGCCACGUACGCAGACUUCAUCGCCUCUGGCAGGACAGGACGCAGGAACGCCAUGCACGACAUCCUGCAGAGUCCCACCGACCCCGAGGGACGUGAACUGCCCCUCACCCUGUCCCUGUCCCAGCUGCACAUCAACACAGGAGGGGGAGAUGGAGACGACACUGAGGACAGCCAGAGCUCCUCUUCCUCCUCGGCCCACAGGGAUGCUGAGCAGAGGAACAGCUAACCUGCCACACGCUCCUGCCAGUGGGCAGAGAGUCGCGAAAUGCAUUCCAGUCGCCACUCGAAUGAAGACAUUUGUCCAAAGCGGGCUGGUAGCCGGAGGGUAGCACCACCAAUGUUGAGGUGCCUACAAGCAGGGCACUGACCCCCCAAAGUCCACUGUUAGAGGCGCUGUGCUGCGAUGUGAUCACCCAGUGCUGUCAUGUCCCUGUAGCUCUGCUGUGCACUAGAAUAAAGGACUGCUGGCAGGGGUGGAGUAAACAGAGAGACACAUUUGUAGCUCUUGUACAGCUGAUUUUACUUUCAGUCGUAGUUACUAAACACACAGGCUGGAUGACUCGAAUCAAAAGAGAAAAUAGACAGAGAACCUAUGUGAGUUUUGUAGUUGUGCAAGCAGUCUGUAAGACCACUGAGACGUACUGAUGUAAUGGCUCACAGUGGGAGUAGCAUGUUUGUAGUGAUGCUGAUAGAGAUUAUAUUGCCAGUUAAUGGCUUGUGGUUCCUUUAAAUUGACAAUAAUGUAGAGGGAAAUGACUGCUCUUUAGUAGAGCUGGAAAACACCAUGAGGAAAAACACCAGGGCUAUAUAUGCUGUAUGAUUCAAAAAACAUGAGACUGCAGCACAUGGGGACGACGGUGUGAUGGUUCUGUUGACACCAGCUUCAGUUAAUAAUACAUCUACAGUGCGUAUGGAUGACAUAUUUCAAUAGCUCGGUGGUUAUAAAAACGACGAUGGCGUGCUAUCUUUUAAAAUGUUUAUACUUUUGUUUUUUUACUUUUGUAAUGACGUCAUUAUAAUCACAACCUUACAGGAGUGCCUUGGCAUUUUGGGAAAUGAUGCUUGACGAGUUAUAUGAG